CAAAAACAUCCCGUCGAGCCAAGUCGAUGCAUUGCGUUGCGGCGUGCACGCCGGUAGUAGUGCAGCACCCCCGCCGGCUCGCCUUUACCCGGCCGGCUGAUCGGAUGGUAUGGCUCUGUGGAUGUGGAGGGAAGCCGCGCAACGCUUUCCCCCCCGAUGGCGGUGUGAGUGAGGAUGCGACUCCCCAGCUCCAUCUUUGUGUCGGUGUCUCUCUUCACGGCCGAGACCACGGCGGCUCUCUACCUCAGCUCCACGUACCGCUCGGCUGGAGACCAGAUCUGGCAGGCGAUCACGCUGCUGUUCACCCUCGUGCCGUCCGUGCUCGUGCAGCUGACCCUCACCUUCAUCCAUCGCGAUCUGAGCAGGGACCGGCCGCUCGUACUGCUGCUGCACAUUCUGCAGCUCGGACCCAUCGUCAGGUGUUUGGAGGCGUUCUGCAUCUAUGGCAGCGUGGGCCAGGUGGAGGAGCCUUAUGUCAGCAUCACCAGGAAGAAGCAGAUCCCCCGCGGGGGCCAGCCUGAGGAGGUGGAGCGGCAGGUGGGGCAAGCAGAGGGGAAGCUGUUUACGCACCGAGCGGCCUUCGCCCGCACUUCUGUCAUCCAGGCCUUCCUGGGCUCCGCUCCCCAGCUCACCCUGCAGCUCUACAUCUGUGUCCUGCAGCAGGGGGUGUCCAUCGGGAGAGGCACACUGAUGGUGAUUUCCCUUCUGUCCAUUGUGUACGGGGCUCUUCGCUGCAACAUCCUGGCCAUCAAGAUCAAAUAUGAUGACUAUGAGAUAGACGUACGGCCCAUGGCCUACGUCUGCAUCUUCCUGUGGCGCAGCUUUGAGAUUGCCACCCGCGUGGUGGUCCUGGUUCUCUUCAGCUCUGUGCUGCAGCUCUGGAUCCUGCCUGUGGUGCUGCUCAACUUCCUGGUUUUCUUCCUCUACCCGUGGGUGCUGUUCUGGCACAGCCACUCGCCCUUCCCAGAGAACAUCGAGAAGACGCUGACGAGGGUGGGCACCACCAUUGUCCUCUGCCUCCUCACUUUCCUCUAUGCCGGCAUCAACAUGUUCUGCUGGUCGGCCGUGCAGCUGAAGCUGAACGACCCGGACCUCAUCAACAAGUCCCAGAACUGGUACCGCAUGGCUGUGUACUACAUGCUGCGCUUCGUGGAGAAUGCCUCGCUGCUGCUGCUCUGGUACGUCUACAGGACGGACAUCUACAAGUUCAUCUGCGCCCCGCUGCUUGUGCUGCAGCUGCUGGUGGCCUACGCCAUCGCCAUCUUCUUCAUGCUGCUCUUCUAUCAGUUCUGUCACCCGUGCCGGAAGCUCUUCUCCUCCAACAUGACGCAGGGCCUCUGGAACUGCUCCUCCCUUCUCUGUCUGUUCUGCACCACGUCUCCGAUGGAAACCCGGCCAAUAGCGAGGGCCCCGCUGGAGUCACCUGGACCGGGCCCCGCCCCGCGCGGGGAGCCCGCCAACGAAACUGCAUACGAGACCCCCAUUGACACCACUUACGACAUGGUCCAUGACACUGUAUACGACAUGCUCAGUGACGAAACCUAUGACGCCCCGAGUGUUGUGGGUCACGGCGUAGGCGGCGAAAUGAACGGUGACAUUAGCCGCAGCUUAUCCUGCGACGCCUGAAACUGCCCUCAUUUUGACGUGCCGUUCAGAGGAGUCCAGCUUUACGGAGCAACUCUCACAAUUCGCUUACCCUCUGUAUAACCCUUUAAGUGCCAUAUGGACCCUUCUGUGCAAUCAGUUACGUUUACACUUUUGAGCCCAGCGAUCGGACACUCAUCCAUUUACAGUGAAUGGAAACGAGCAGCCGAUUGCAUAAUUACAACAUGACUGCCACCAGAGAAACUUGUCGUGUGGUGUUUCUGUGAACAAGCUAACGGCGAUAACUUGUACUGCAGUGAGAGGAGCCGGAGGUGUACAGUCUACGAAGGACGCGCCUUUGCAGACCUUGUCCUUCGAAGGACGCGGCCCCUGAACUGGGGCACAAUAUUGGAUAUGUCAUGUAGCGCUCACCAGUCCACCCCGGCAUCCUCUUAGCUAGUGUAACCACCGAGAUAAACCACAGCCCUUGUCUACCACAGCAACUUCCCGUAGGUUUAGAAGACGACCCGCUCACAUAUUGACCCUGUGUCAUACUAUAUGCUGCAUCGCUGAUCACAACGACCCAUGUUUUUGGAUUGAUUGGAUUUAGCAUUUUCUUCACUUCGGAACUGAGGUGUGCAUGUGUGGCGCCUCA
Lampris incognitus (smalleye Pacific opah) is the source of this 2239-nucleotide messenger RNA. RefSeq names its product X-linked Kx blood group (McLeod syndrome) (gene xk). The transcript is spliced from 3 exons. The record is from RefSeq and is a predicted model, not a curated record. Gene Ontology annotation, cellular component: membrane. NCBI's taxonomy places the organism in Eukaryota, Metazoa, Chordata, Actinopteri, Lampriformes, Lampridae. Bases 175 to 1626 code for a protein of 483 amino acids.